UCACGUCUCCAUGGAGACAAGAUUACGCCGGACAGAUGAUGAGGUAGAUGAGGUGGAGGCUCCGCUAUGCCAGCGUCUCCGCUACAGGACACACAGCUCCGGACCCUCUGCUGCCCGACAACAAGGACACACAGCUCCGGACCCUCUGCUGCCCGACAACAAGGACACACAGCUCCGGACCCUCUGCUGCCCGACAACAAGGACACACAGCUCCGGACCCUCUGCUGCCCGACAACAAGGACACACAGCUCCGGACCCUCUGCUGCCCGACAACAAGGACACACAGCUCCGGACCCUCUGCUGCCCGACAACAAGCACUUCUGUCCCGACAGGCGGAGGAGCUGCUGCGGGGAGCGACAACAGGUGUCUCUCCUCUUUGUAUGUGACAUGACGAGAAUCUCUCUGAGCAUCACAUGAGUCAUCGGACUAAUCUCCAAACUGAGCAGCAGAGACGUCUCUGUUAAAACACUGACUGUCCGCCAUGACCGAAAAGUCGGACUGCAGAUUCAACAAUCUGAGCCAGGAUCAAAUCGCCAUCCUCAAUCAGGUUCUGACAGAGAUCAUCCCCAUCCAUGGCAGAGGGAACUUCCCGACCAUGGAGGUGAAACCCAAAGACAUCAUCCACGUGGUGAAGGAGCAGCUCCUAAACAAGAACAUCGCUAUACGAGACAUUCGCCUCAAUGGCUCCACCGCCAGUCACAUCCUCAUGCAGCAGAAUGGGACCAGCUGUAAAGACUUGGACAUCAUUUUCGGUGUGGAGCUUCCAGAUGAGCAGGCCUUCCAGACGGUCAAGGAGAUUGUCCUGGAUUCUCUCUUAGACUUUCUUCCUAAAUGUGUCAACAAGGAGAAGAUUACUGCUCUCACCAUGAACGAGGCGUAUGUUCAGAAGAUGGUAAAGGUGUCCACAGACCAGGACCGCUGGAGCUUAAUUUCAUUAUCUAACAACAGUGGAAAGAAUGUGGAGCUCAAGUUUGUCAAUUCUCUCCGACGACAGUUCGAGUUCAGCGUAGAUUCUUUCCAAAUCGUCCUGGACUCCAUCCUCAGUGUCUACAUGGAUGAGGACAAUGAUCUCGCCCCGGACAGCUACCCCACUGUGGUGGCUGAAAGCAUGUAUGGAGAUUUCCAGGAUUCAAUGGAACAUCUUAGGAGCAAACUUAUUGCUACAAGGAACCCUGAAGAGAUCCGAGGGGGUGGACUUUUAAAAUACAGUAAUCUCUUGGUUCGUGAUUACAAGCCGGCCUGCGAAGCAGAGAUCAAGUCCCUCGAGCGCUAUAUGUGUUCCAGGUUCUUUAUUGACUUUCCUGAUGUGACCGAGCAGCAGAGGAAAAUCGAGUCUUACCUCCGCAAUCAUUUCAUUGGAGAAGAGAAGAGCAAGUACGACUACCUGAUGACCCUCCGCUCUGUGGUCAAUGAGAGCACAGUGUGUCUGAUGGGUCAUGAGCGCAGGCAGACUCUUAAUAUGAUCACCAUCUUAGCAUUGAAAGUGCUUGGUGAACAGAACAUCAUCCCAAAUACAGCCAAUGUGACGUGUUAUUACCAGCCGGCUCCAUACAUGAGUGACAGAAACUUCAACAACUAUUACAUCCCUCAAGGACAGUCGGCCAUCUUCUACCAGCCCUAUCAGUUUCACAUUCACCUCCAGAGUGGCCUGGUGUAGGGAGCAAUGAUUAUUACUGUGAAAUAAAGGUUUCCCUGAGCGCA
Molecule: messenger RNA, 1701 nt
Organism: Hyla sarda
Lineage: Eukaryota; Metazoa; Chordata; Amphibia; Anura; Hylidae
Product: terminal nucleotidyltransferase 5C-like
Exons: 3
Coding region: 482-1657 (391 amino acids)
Biological process (GO): mRNA stabilization
Molecular function (GO): RNA binding; poly(A) RNA polymerase activity
Source: RefSeq, a predicted model, not a curated record